AUUACAUGGAUUCUCUCUAAUUGGAAAUAAUAAUACCUUUAUGUUUCAUUGCACUAUAUUACAUUUAUUACAAAAAGUUUAGAUUCUUUGUAAUAGAGGAGAAACCUAAGCAAAACAUAAUUAGACACAAAUAAAUAAGAGGAAAGUGUCCACCUUCAUAUCCAAAUGGAUGGUUUAGACUUUGCAGAAGUGCAGAAUUGAAGAUUGGGUAAUAAAUUUGAUAAACUAUAUAGAUAAGUAGAAGAAAUCAAAUUAGCUGGAAGACAUAUAGCUUACUAUAGAGGAACAGAUAAAGUUGUUUAUGCAGUUGCUGCUUAUUGUCCACAUAUGGGAGCUAAUUUAGGAAUUGGUGGAUAAGUUAAAUUCAAAUCUUGUAUCGAAUGUCCAUUCCAUGGAUGGGCAUUUGAUGGUAAAACUGGAUUAUGUGUUAAUUCUGAAAAAUUAGACCCUAAAAUUGUAUCAACUUAUUGUUACAAUAAUAUUGAAAAGAUGAAUCCUAAUUAAAAAGGAGAAUAUUUACAAAAAGUAGAAGAAGGAGAAAUCAAAAUAAAAACUUAUCUCAUUAGAGAAAUUAAAGGAAUGGUUUACAUUUGGUUACACUGUAAUGAAGAUAAGCCAUGGUAUGAACCUAUGGUGGAAAAAUGUGAUCAUUUACAAUUAAGAGGAGAAAGCAUUAAUUAUAUUAAUUGCCAUAUUUAAGAAUUUCCUGAAAAUGGUGCAGAUAUUCGACAUUUUGAUUAUAUCCAUGCAUCAGUUAGUGAUUUUAUACCUACAUGGCUUGUGAAAUUUAAGUGGAAUAUGAAAAGUAUGCCUGCAAAUGAACCAGAUUUUUAUAAAAAAAUGGAACAUCCUAAAGAAAAGAUAAGAAAUUAUUAAAAAUAAUUAUUUGAUCAUUAUUUAUCAAAUAAAGAAUUAAGACCUCGCAUGAAUGUUUUAUGUUUGGAUGGAUCUCUUAUGUUCUUUAACAGAUGGAAAAUCAAUGCAUUAUAUAUUACUGGAUUUUAAAUGGGACCUGCUACAAUAUAAUUAUAUAUUUUAUCCAGUUUAUUUGAAGUCUUUUAUAAGUAAGCCUUAUAACCUGUUGACAAAUUUAAUCAAAAAGUAUUCUUAACUUUGCACAUAAAUUCAUAUUUGCCAUAUUGGCUAAGUGCAUAUAUUUUAUCAGGAGGGUUAAGAUAAAUUAUUUCUGAUGUUAGUGUCUGGGAUAAUAAAAUUUUUGCUGAUAAAAGCUGCUAUAACUUAAAAGGAGACGCAGAUCCUGUAUUAAUGAGAUGGAGACAAUGGUAUUCUUAAUUUUAUGAGGGUUCAAGAGAAUUCGAAUAAAAGUUAGAUUCCUUAGAAUGGUGAUGCA
Paramecium sonneborni is the source of this 1351-nucleotide messenger RNA. The record is from the annotation of a GenBank genome assembly. NCBI's taxonomy places the organism in Eukaryota, Ciliophora, Oligohymenophorea, Peniculida, Parameciidae.